Messenger RNA from Prorocentrum cordatum, 1920 nucleotides. Lineage: Eukaryota; Dinophyceae; Prorocentrales; Prorocentraceae. The record is from the annotation of a GenBank genome assembly.
GAGUUAUCCUUCUACACCUCGCCUUAUUCGAGAUGGAGCCCAAGAAGAUCAUGGCGUUCCAUUUCUGCGUGAUCAAGCAGUAUCGUGGACUUUUCAGCGAGGGCAAUUGGACCAUCAAACUGAAGGCAGGCAACUACUGCAAGAGCUACGGCGAGCGCACCUGCGCCGACGACGAAGUGCUUGAUCUCAUGGAGGCCAACGGCAACCAUUCCGAGGAGCCCACCGUCGCGGAGUUCAUCGAGCUCUGCGUCAACGGCCGCACGGCCAAGACCGGGAAGUUGGCCUCGAAAGGCACCAGCAGGUACCUGGAGGGCGGCAAGGAGGCGAGCCGCUACAACAUGGUCGCGGACGAGCUCCUGGGCAUCAUCCGUAAGCAGCCCAAGGAGGGCGGCAUCUCGGCCGUUAGCGGUGCGGUCUCCAUCCUGCACCUUCACGUGUCCGCCGACCCGGAGGUCGCGGACCUCACGGAGUGCUUCCUCAACGAGGACCCGGAAUUCGUGAUGUUGGCGGUGGGCCUGGCCUCGGAGGAGUGGGUCGAGGGCGAGCCCGACUGCUCUUGCGCGGGCUUCUUCGAGUGCCUGCCUGGCUGCUGCACCGACGACGCGCCGAACGCCUGCCACGCCGACGUCCCGAAAGAGCACCUCGUCGACGCGGACAACCACGGCAUCCUCAUGGGCAUCAUGGCGUCGAAGAUCGGUGGCCAGGAGCUCUCUUCCUCCAGGCCUGUCGACAUCGCGCCGCUCACCUGCAUCGCUGGGGGUGACCUGGGCCUGGAGCCGCGGCUGGGCAGUCCAGCGUUCAGGGGCUCCCUCAUGCGGGAUUGCGUGUGCAGCCAGCCCUGCGGCGGCUUGGGCAUGAGCUCCAGCGAUCGCCUCUACAACUCCAUCCCGCUUGAUCACGAAUCAUUGCUCGGGUUCUGCUCCAAGCUCGAUUUCGUCUUCAUGCGCUGCAGCCCAUGGCAGACCAACGACGACGGCGGCAACCAGGGCAAGUGCGACGAUGGCCUGCGCCUCAUACGCAAACGCGGGAUCCAGGUCUGGCUGUCUCCAGACGUGAUGGAAUUCAUGGGGGCCAACGACGCGCCGUCUAAGGUGGCCUGUAUGAGUACCUGCCUGGAGGGUGCCUACUUGCUCUACGAUCCCGUUGAAUUCGCGGCCACUUUCAAGCAGACCAUGGCCAACGACAACCGCUCCGAGGUGCAUCCGGGAGCUGAGCUCAUUGAGGUCUGCGUCCACGGCGGCGCGCCCAAGCCCUGCGCCUGGGCCACCAUGGGUACUGGCAAGUACCUGGAGGGCGGCAGUGCGGCUGGAGGCGUGCCAAGGGAGGGCGGCAUCUCUGCCGCUGGCGGCACGAGCUCGAGCUACGCGCCCCAUGGCCCCGGGGAGCCCAAGUUCCCGAACUUGACCACCCACUUCCUGGCCAAGGACCUGCCGUGCGUGAUGCCGGCGCUGGGUCUGCCCUUGGAGCCGUUCCACCUGUGGUGGGCCACCGACCCCAUCCUGGCUUCGCCGGAGGGGCCCCCCGCCUCGGAGGAGAAAUGGGCUGCUGGCGAAUUCGCCUGCUCCUGCGUUGGCAUCUCCAAGUGCCUGGCAGCCUAUCGCAAGGACGGCGCGCCGGUGGCGUGCUACGCCGAUAUCGCUGUGGAGGAUCUGGCCGAGGCGGACCGCUACGGUCUCCAGCUGGGCGUCGUGGCGCACUCCAUCCUCUCGCGGCCAGCGCCGUCCCUCGGUCUGGUGGACGUCCUGGGCAUCGCCCGCGUCGCCAGGGGCGACCUCCCGCAGUCUGCCGACCCCAAGUUUAAGGGCGCCCGGUGCUGGACCUAUGUGCUCAGCACGGCUUGCGGCGGGUCCGACAAGAGCACCGGCGGCCACCGUUGCGACUUCAUUCCGAUCGCCGACGGCAUGAUCAGCGUGGGCAUGA